Messenger RNA from Ruditapes philippinarum (Manila clam), 1292 nucleotides. RefSeq lists its product as uncharacterized. The record is from RefSeq and is a predicted model, not a curated record. Bases 314 to 844 code for a protein of 176 amino acids. NCBI's taxonomy places the organism in Eukaryota, Metazoa, Mollusca, Bivalvia, Venerida, Veneridae. The transcript is spliced from 5 exons.
CGCCGCCUAUGUGUCACCAUUGUAAACAAUAAUGUUUGGGAGUCAUACAUUUGCUUAAAUUCAAUUAAAGUCUUCGUAUCUGUUGAAUAGUUAAGUAAAACAAUAAUUUAUCUACCAAAUAAGAUAAAUAAGUCAACUGUAACAGUGCCUGUUUAUGUAUAUUUUUAACGCAAAGUUAUCGCCUAACCGGAAACGAGGUCAGAAUUGACAUGGUCGCCAUCUUGAUCAGUGAUAGGGUCAAAGGAUAAAUUGAAUAAAUUAUCCUCGUUUCGGUAUUUUGUGAAGAAAUUACGUCAUUGAUUUGUGUGUAGACAUGGAUGCUGGAUCAGCACACAUUGAACCAACAUCACAGCCUAGAUUGUGUCUGUGUGGAGAAGUGGACGGCCACGAGUGGGCACCAAAUAGCCAGUGUUGUCCCCCAUCACCUUCAGCAAGUUCAGGCUCAGGGCAGACAACAGUUAACAGUUCCCGUCUUAUGACAGAUGAGAUUUCGGCAAACAGCGAUGACUCGCUUUUAGAUGAUUUAAGCAGCAGUGCCCCAACAGCAGACUCCAUUGAUUCCUGGGGAAAAGACAGGCUACCCCCAUCCCUGCUGGAUGAAUAUCCUUCUUCAUCUGAGUCAGAGUGUUCCUGUGCCCCCCUAAUCCGCAGACUUCGUCAGCAAAUCAUUGCAUUGACCAAAGAGAACCAGGAAUUACGCAAGGAAGUCCAGGAACUUCUAGAAUACAAAGUGCCAGGUUACCAGUCUUGGUUUAACAUUGUUUAUGAUGAGGACCCUGCUGUCUACACCUAUCAGUUGCUGAAGGACUACCAAGAGGCUUGCCUGAAAAUAACUGUCAAUUAAAGUAAUAUUACUUUCAUAAUAUUCCAGUACAAAGUGAGUUUACCUGAGAAUGAGAUUUUUUGGGUUGUGUUGCGGGAUUCAGACUUCUGGACACUAUCUAUAUGUGCAGUUAUGUGCUUUGAUACUUUGAUACUUGACUCUAUAUGUGAUUGAUAUUUGUAUUUUGUUGUCAUUUUAUGUCUGUUUUGUUAUUAUCAUUAAAAUAAUAUUCACUAGUCAAUUCUUAGGUACUUUAUUUUAAUAUAUAUGUGUAAAUAUAUAUGUAGAAGGACAAUCCUGUGAUUUUGGUAUCACGUAACACAGACGGUUGCUAUAUUCAAAAUGGGAUAACUUUCUUAUAUGAAAAGAUAUUUUGUUCAUUUAAAAAACAUUGUGCUUCUUUUGCAAAGACCUUUAAAAUGAUGUAUAACACUCCAUACUUUAUUAAAAAAAAAUUUUUUGCUUGACU